Micropterus salmoides (largemouth bass) is the source of this 705-nucleotide messenger RNA. RefSeq names its product caveolae-associated protein 2-like. Gene Ontology annotation, molecular function: protein kinase C binding. NCBI's taxonomy places the organism in Eukaryota, Metazoa, Chordata, Actinopteri, Centrarchiformes, Centrarchidae. The record is from RefSeq and is a predicted model, not a curated record. Gene Ontology annotation, cellular component: caveola; cytoplasm.
CCUCUGAGCCAACCAAUCAGAGCGCAGUACACACACACACUCGCAGAGAGAGAGAGAGUGGACGGGCGAGGCAGAGUCCCAGUGUUUUUCUGCAGCAGAAAGAGUUUCGGGGGUUUUUGGUUCGACAUUGAGUUGAUGUGUGAGGACAGAGUCAUCAUGGUGACCACCGAGACCCACCAGAGCCAGGACCUACUGGUCCCUUCCCUGAACCAGGACCUGCAGGACCAGCAGGACCCGCUGGACCAGCAGGAGGAGAACCAGGCCUCCCCCUCGUCCCCCCUGGCAGGAUUUGACUCUGAGGCAAAGUCAGGGUCCGUCAACGCCAUCACGGUCCUCACUCUGCUGGAUAAACUUGUCAACAUGCUGGACGCCGUGCAGGAAAACCAGAACAAGAUGGAGGUGCAUCAGGUAGAGAUGGAGGGCGUGGUCAGAGGGAUCCAGGCUGAUAUGACCAAGCUGUCCAAGAGCCACAGCCACACCUCCAACACCGUCAGCAAGCUGCUGGACAAGAGCCGCAAACUGUCCGUCACCAUGAAGGAGGUUCGUGAUAAGAUGGAGCGUCAGGGCGUCCAGGUGAAGAAGCUGGAGGCGAACCACGCCCACCUGAUCAACAGAAACAACUUUAAAGUCCUCAUCUUCCAGGUCAGUGUGAUGAGCAGAGCUGAAGGUCAGAGGUCACAGGUCAGGUAGGGGCUGACUGUGAAA